UGAUCAUCAUUUGAACAUAAACAAACUCUCUAUCAGGAAAACACAGAAACGAUUUCUAGGAAAUCCACACCUUUUUUAACUCUGCAGAAAAGUGACGACCCAUUAAACGGACCAGAGCUGUUUCAGGAUGGAACGUAUUAAUCAACGCUACAGCUGGACAGCUGUCAUCAAGCUGGACCCCAACUUUCCAGACAGCCCAAGACUGAUCCUGAGAAGAGUCCCUGCAGCAGCCCCUCAAACACCUCCUGGCUUUCCUCCAAGCUCACGCCUUAGCUUCUCUUCCAACUCAUCUACCUCGUCCUCCUCCAGCUAUUCCUGUGAAUCUUCUUCCAGCUCUUUCUGUGAAUCUUCUUCCAGCUCUUUCUGUGAAUCUUCUUCCAGCUCUUCCUCUGAAGCUUCUUCCAGCUCUUCCUCCAGCACGUCCUCCUCUAGCUCGUCCCCAGGCUCUCUUUCUCGCAGCACAACAAAGGAUGAACUCUGGACUUGUGUGCUGUUGGAGGGUGAGAACAAGAUCAUCUUAAGAAAGCUGCCAGUAGCGAGCUCAUCUGACAGGCCUGAAGAACCCAGCAAGCAGUACAAGUGACUUGAAUAGGACCUCUGGAUGAAUGAUGCCAGAGAUUUGCACAAUGGCAUUUAACAUGAUAAAACAAUGUAAAAAGAGUUCCUCAAAUACAAAUAUUUAAAACAA
This is a messenger RNA of Larimichthys crocea (large yellow croaker), 688 nucleotides long. RefSeq names its product osteocalcin 2-like. The transcript is spliced from 3 exons. Bases 128 to 583 code for a protein of 151 amino acids. Lineage: Eukaryota; Metazoa; Chordata; Actinopteri; Sciaenidae. The record is from RefSeq and is a predicted model, not a curated record.